Molecule: messenger RNA, 315 nt
Organism: Penicillium roqueforti
Lineage: Eukaryota; Fungi; Ascomycota; Eurotiomycetes; Eurotiales; Aspergillaceae
Exons: 2
Coding region: 1-315 (104 amino acids)
Source: RefSeq, a predicted model, not a curated record
AUGCAGACGCCGGGUUCAUUCGGACGGGCGAGGUCCUUCGGCGCGCACUUGGAUGGCCCGCGGUGCUCGGCCGCGCGGGAGCCGAAUCCAACAGAUGCGGUCUGGAAAGUGGCGGGCGUCUACCAUUAUGUUCUCGAGUCGCCAUUGUUUCCGUCAGCUGGGCGGACUGGGACCGAGAAUGUGUUCGCACAGCUCCGUCAGGCUCUUGCCGCUGUUCUCUUCCCUGUUCCUGUCGCUGGCGAGACUGUGACCUUUGCAUAUGCCUCCGACGUAAUCCGUCCUCGAGAAUUUGCCGCAAAAUCUCUUCCUCCAUAG